Molecule: messenger RNA, 897 nt
Organism: Benincasa hispida (wax gourd)
Lineage: Eukaryota; Viridiplantae; Streptophyta; Magnoliopsida; Cucurbitales; Cucurbitaceae
Source: RefSeq, a predicted model, not a curated record
AUGCCUCUGAACAAUAUACUUAAAGUCGAAUUAUUUGACGUUUGGGGCAUCGAUGUUAUGGGACCUUUCCCACUAUUUUGCAGUCAACAAUACAUCCUACUGGCAGUAGAUUACAUAUCAAAAUGGGUGGAAGCUGUGGCUUGUGCCAAAAAUGAUGUGGCGACUAUUUCCAAGUUUCUCACCAAGAACAUUAUCACACGCUUUGGAACGCAAAGAGCACUGGUGAGUGACAAAGGUACGCAUUUCAUUAACCGCCUCAUUUCAAAAUUGCUUGCCAAAUACAAUGUCAGGCACAAGAUCGCUACCGCAUACCACUUGGAAACCAACAGUCAAACUGAGGUAUCUAAUCGGGAAAUAAAAUCAAUAUUGGAAAAGGUCGUCAACACAUCACAUAAAGAUUUGGCACAGAGGCUGGACGAAGCACUUUGGGCCUACAGAACUUCCUACAAGACUCUCAUAGGUAUGUCUCCAUACUUCUUGGUAUUCGGAAAAGCCUGUUACUUACCCCUGGAGUUGGAAUACAAAGGUUUUUGGGUAGUUAAGAAGCUGAAUUUAAACUUGGAAGCUGCGGGCGAUCAACGCAAGCUUCAGCUGAAUGAGCUUGAGGAAUGGUGGUUGAACGCAUACGAGAAUAGCAAACUCUACAAGGAGAAGACUAAACGUUGGCAAGACCAACGCAUCAGUAAGAAAGAGUUUGUUGUUGUGCAAAAAGUUUUAUUAUUCAAUUCACGAUUACGUUUGUUCCCAGGAAAAUUAAAGUCAAGAUGGUCAAGACCAUUCAUCAUCAAAACAAUCUUUCCUCAUGGAGCUGUAGAGUUGACGCAAGAAGGUGGCACAAAUACAUUCAAGGUAAAUGGGCAAAGAGUGAAGCCCUACUUUCAAGAUGGUGUACAAUGA